Messenger RNA from Syngnathus typhle (broad-nosed pipefish), 635 nucleotides. It is a transcript of the gene ucmaa, whose product is annotated as upper zone of growth plate and cartilage matrix associated a. The transcript is spliced from 5 exons. Bases 101 to 496 code for a protein of 131 amino acids. Gene Ontology annotation, biological process: regulation of osteoblast differentiation; embryonic skeletal system development. The record is from RefSeq and is a predicted model, not a curated record. Gene Ontology annotation, cellular component: extracellular matrix. Lineage: Eukaryota; Metazoa; Chordata; Actinopteri; Syngnathiformes; Syngnathidae.
UCCUCAUUUUCUCUCCUCCCACUCUUCCUCCCGCCUCUCAUCCGCCCUUCUUACUUUUCUCCGCGCAAGUUCCAUCGGCAGUCCGUUCCCGCUCUCCAAGAUGUCUCGAAGUCCGCUCUUCGCUCUGUCUUGCCUCAUCACCCUCCUCAUCCUCACUUUUUCCAGUUUCUGUGAAAGUGCCGAUGACCCGAAAGCAGCGGAUGUCAAAGCACCAGAGGCGGCGCGACGUGUGUUCAUGCCCGAGGCGGACGCUGCCACCUUUUUCAAACGCCGCAGUCGCCGCUCAGUGAGAUAUUACGAACAGCUUGCCGAGCAGAGGGUGUUUCGGGUAAACGCGGAGCGCCGGAGGGAGAACAACGAAGAGAAACGCAACGAGUACGAGAACUACGCCGAAGAGGAUCGUACCGAACAAGGCGAACGAAGCAGAGAGAAGCAAGAGCAGUAUCGCGAGUACAACUAUGACGGACAAUACCCUCGCUUUCACUGGUUUCACUAAUUGUCUUCAAAGUCAAGUGAACCGAUAUUUUAAUAUAGCUUAAAAUAUCCUAAAAAUGUUAGAAACAAAUUCUGCUUUGUGUAUAAUUUUUUUUUUUACAUUGGACACACUCAACAAAUAAAGUCAACAUUACGUCAGA